GGCAGGAGUUUUAAAUUCGAUUGAUUGUAAAUAGCUCCGUGUGCUAUGCGAGAAAGUCAUACAAUUUCAGCUGAAUUUCUCAGCAGUCGUGUAACGGAGAGAGAACAUUAUUAAUCCACAUCGACGACAGACAUGUAAUAAGAUGUCUUCUUCAAGAGAAAUGGAAACAAUUGAGCUCUCGGAAGCCAUUAAGACAAUACUUGAUGAUUCACCAGAACGCAAGAAUGAUUGUUCUGUCAGCACCACUGUCACACCCCAAAGCAGAAAGACAAGCCCUAAGGGUCUUACAGCAAGGUUUUCUGUCGGUCAAAACACAACACCAAACAGCAGAUCUUCAGCGAAAGGAUCCGAAACUCCUCUUUCAAGAAAGAGUUCCAUUCUUCAGCGCAGCACUGGGAGCAAUCCCGGCUCAUCGCAAAGGAAGCGCCGACAUGCCCAAGAAGUCAUCAUCUUGCGGCCACCCAAGAAGCGAGCAAGUGGGUCGACCCCAAGAGUCACAAGUACGUCAAAACUCACCCCCAGCAGUCAGUCAACGCCAAAGCCAGCUUCAACAACCCCAUCCCUCAAGAACUCUUUGCAGACUACCCCAUUAUCGAGUCAGAGCAGAUCGCGGACCAACCCUCAUCACAUCACUAAUUUUGUAAAGACUGAUGAGAAAAGACUGACUGAUGCCGUCUUUGCAACCCCUAAACUUUCCAUGACCCCAAACCAGAUCAGCCUUGUCGGAGGUCAGAACUUAUCUCUCACAGAAAGGGAGAAUUUAGCACAUCAGGAGCUGUACCAUCGUUUGAUGGAGCAACAGGGCGGUAGACUACUCGAAGGCGGAAGAGCUUUGCAAGAAGAACCUGGGGUCAGUGAGCGGUUCACUCCUGGAGGACUCAGUCUAAAUGUUGCUGAUCAGACAAGCAGAAUAAGCCUUGUUGCAAGAGGUCAUAGAGGAAACCAAGAUGACAGUUUGACAAACAUCACUUGGCUUCGAAGAAUGUCGGCGCCUGACCUUGAUCCCAUUACGCAUCCACACAUGAAGUCGCAUGAUCCCCAUAAGGAGAGGCCGCCCUACUCGUACAGUUCCCUCAUCCAGUUUGCGAUCAGCAGUGCACCCGAGGGCAAGCUUACACUGAGAGAUAUCUACUUCUGGAUUGAGACAAACUUCCCUUACUUCCGGACGGCAAAGCUGGGUUGGAAGAACUCCAUCCGGCACAACCUCUCCUUGCACAAGAUCUUCGUCCGUGAAGCCCCAUCUGGUCCUGGUCAACCUGCCUUCUGGACGUUGCGGCCAGGCACAGUGGUCAGGCUGCCUGAACGCAAGGUUGUAGUUCAUGAAGAGAUGGGCAUGCCGACUGGGAUGCCAGAAUGCUUUGUUCCCGACCAUGCCAUAGAUAUGGCUACUAUGGCAAAUCUUCAAAUGCAAGUGGAUCCCACCAUGAACCCUUUGACUGGUAAUAACAUCUUACUGGGCGACCCUCAAAAUAUACCAAUGCUAUCGGCUCAAGAUGGAACCAUGAUAAACAGAGCACCAGUCCUCACAUCAACACCUGUCAUCCCAAAGCCAAAUAUGAAAGGUUCCAAGCGUGUACCUCCUAUACUUCCGAAAGGAACCCCACCGUAUGCCUUGGUUCCUCUGCCGAUCUACUUCACCAAAGAUCCAAAGACAGGGCAGCUGGUCCCUGCAAAUGGAGAUCAUCCAUCUCCAGAUAUGACGGCCCUUGAUCUCUCUGGCACCACUAAGAGCAUUACCCCUAGAAAGACCCUUCCUAGAUUGCAGCCAAGGUCCCCCGACAGUACCCCCGUCACAAGGGCCGGACAGGGCAGUGGUGGGCUUGGGAGAUUCACGUUGGAUUCUGGGUACGGAAGCACCGAUUCCAGCCUGGGGGAUGAUAACCGGGCUUCCCUCGUGAGGGACUCCAAGUUGAUCAGAUCCGAAGCUCAGGCCAAGUGCGAGAGCGGGAAGGAGAAUUCGCUGUCUGCGGAGUUCGGGUUAGGCCUGGACGUUGAUGACGACCUCUUGAAGACCCCGCCCAAGACCACCUGUCCGGAUUGGCUGUCACCCAUCCGAGGAUUCUCGCCCGUCCCCGAUACCGGCUUUUCCAUCAAGGACAUGGACUUUAACUUCACUCCUUUCAAGACGGGUCUCACCCCGAACAACCGUGCCGGGCAUUCCAACACGCCGAGGCAUCUCAUGUUGUCCCCGGUAAAUAGAAACGUUGCGAGUACGUCAGGAGGGGUGCGCAGCUCUCGUAAAGCAAGGUUGAUGACACCCAGGAGGCAUAUAGAGAAUAAGGAUUACCUCAUGAAUUCAAGUUUUGAGAAAAUGUUUGGCGAUGUCAGCUUCGAUAUGGAUCCCGACAACAUCGAUGUCGGAAACAUGAGCUGGCUGCUCAAUUCUCCACCCCCUGUAAAAUAGAGUAUAGAUUAAUGAUUUUUAUCCAACCCUCCCGACUAAUUGUUGUAGAUCUGCCGAAAGUCAUUUCAUCUGGACUCAAUGUGACAAAUUCUUAUUGUAAUCCUAUCAGAAGCAGCAACUAGCAAGAUCCUCAUAGCUGGUUUUACAGUGAUCAACAGCUUAUUUCAAGCAGAAGUUUUUCAUGAAAGUAAAUGAUUGGUGAAUUCCACUGAUUCAUUUAGUUGCAAGGAUUUCAGUCGCUUAUAACAGUUGUCGGUGAAAAUAACUAUUUAUUUCA
Molecule: messenger RNA, 2681 nt
Organism: Lytechinus variegatus (green sea urchin)
Lineage: Eukaryota; Metazoa; Echinodermata; Echinoidea; Temnopleuroida; Toxopneustidae
Exons: 7
Coding region: 143-2404 (753 amino acids)
Biological process (GO): regulation of transcription by RNA polymerase II
Cellular component (GO): nucleus
Molecular function (GO): DNA-binding transcription factor activity, RNA polymerase II-specific; RNA polymerase II cis-regulatory region sequence-specific DNA binding
Source: RefSeq, a predicted model, not a curated record